AAGGAAAAAGGAGGCAACUUUAAGGGGCCAAAUUGCGUUCUCCUUUUGAGAUUUCUUUCACAAACUUCCGAAAGGAGCAAAUUCGGAGAGGAAAGCCUGGCUUUUCCGUUUGUGCUCUGCCUUUUCGAGCGCCUUCUCCCCUCCCCCACUUCGUGUCUCUGCUGCUGCGGCUGCUCCUCUUCGUCCUCCUCCUCCUCCUCCUCCUCCGAGCCCCCCAGAAAAUCUCUCUGUUUUUCUCUGUUUCGCUCUGUUUCUCUCGAGCGUUUCCCCGUUCCCAUGGAAGCUUGAACAGGGGACGGAGGGAACCGAGAACUUAGCUAGAGAGAGCGAGAGAGAGAGGCGAGGAAGAUACGCGCGUUCUUCGGGCGUUUCGACGGCGCAUUUUCUGUGGGCUUUUUUGCGCCUUCGUAUGAGCAGGGAGAGGGAAUAAGACGGCUUCCGGAGACGCAGAGACAGAGAGAGACAGAGCGGUUGUUUGAUGGGUUGGGAGGAGGGGCCGCGGACAUGCAAUGGUGGCGGGCUCCUGAGGCGGCUCCUGUUGCUCUCGCUGCUGGCGGCGGCGGCGGAGAUGGCGGCGCCGCAGGACGCGGGGCAGGGGGACGGGGCGCCGCGGCGGGGCCGGAACGCCUACGCGACGAUGAUGUACAUGGGGACGCCGAGGGACUACGAGUUCUACGUGGCGACGCGGGUCCUCGUCAGAUCGCUCGCGAGGCUCGGCGUCGACGCCGAUCUGGUCGUCAUUGCCGCCAACGACGUGCCCCUCCGCUGGGUCCGAGCUCUGGAACAGGAAGAUGGUGCAAAGGUGGUAAGAGUGGAUAACCUCAAUAAUCCGUACAAGAAUCAGCCUCAUUUCGAUCGCAGAUUCAAGUUGUCCCUGAACAAGCUCUACGUGUGGAGCUUGGUAGACUACGAGAGGGUUGUCAUGCUCGAUGCAGACAACCUCUUCCUUCGAAAAACUGACGAAUUAUUCCAAUGUGGCCAGUUCUGUGCUGUGUUCAUCAAUCCUUGCAUCUUCCACACAGGCCUCUUCGUGUUGCAGCCGUCAGCUGGGGUGUUCAAGGACAUGCUUCAUCAGUUGGAAGUUGGUAAAGAGAAUCCAGAUGGUGCAGACCAGGGUUUCAUCAGUGGUUACUUUCCUGAUUUGCUCGAUCGGCCCAUGUUUCAUCCGCCUGCGAACGGCACUAAGCUCGACGGAAAUUAUAGACUUCCAUUGGGUUACCAAAUGGAUGCUUCCUACUACUAUCUUAGACUUCGGUGGAACAUCCCCUGCGGUCCAAACAGUGUGAUCACUUUCCCAGGCGCGCCGUGGUUGAAGCCAUGGUACUGGUGGUCGUGGCCUGUCCUUCCUUUAGGAAUAUCUUGGCAUGAGCAGCGGCGUCGUACUCUUGGUUACAGCGCAGAAAUGCCGUUCGCGCUGAUCCAAACUGUCUUUUACCUAGCCAUGAUCACAAUGACGCGUUUGGCACGGCCAAACUUCUCCAAGCUAUGCUACAGGCGGACUGACAGGAGCACCUCCUUAAUCCAGACGGCCCUCAAAUUGGUAGCCAUUUGGUCAAUCCUCGCCGCCUACACCGUCCCGUUCUUCCUCAUCCCUCACACGAUUCAUCCCUUGCUGGGUUGGAGCCUCUAUUUGCUUGGGUCCUUCGCUCUCUUGUCCAUCACCAUCAAUGCCUUUUUGCUUCCUGCACUCACGAUUUUGGUCCCAUGGUUCGGGAUAAUCGGAACCCUCGUGGCCAUGGCAUUUCCUUGGUAUCCGGACGGUGUUGUGAGGGCCCUCGCUGUGUUUGCCUACGCAUUCUGCUGCGCACCUCUGGUGUGGAUAUCCUUCGUGAAGGUCAUGACGUGCCUUCAGGUAUCGCUCGAGAGAGAGGGGUUCCUCCCGAGAUUGGGCGAGCCAUCCCCAGCCCCGGGGUUCAACAAACUGUACUGAAGGCGCACGUUCUGGACAAACACCUGAUGUUUAUAUAGGAUUGCAUCCAAAAGGGAAUUCCGCGAGGAAAGAACACGGGUUUGGAAGCCGCCAGUCGGAGUGGAGAUCAAUGGGGGGAAGUUUGAAACUUUUUGCACUCCUGCAUUCUGUACCAUAAUUUUUUUCAAGAUUUAUUGAAACAGGGAAGAUUGCUUCAUUUCUGUUGAAAUUACUGCAUUAUUUUUCUUCGGCGAACCGUUCCUAUGGGUAUUUAUUCUUGGAAAUGACCAUUCAUUCUUGGAA
This is a messenger RNA of Syzygium oleosum, 2212 nucleotides long. Its product is annotated as putative glucuronosyltransferase PGSIP8. Lineage: Eukaryota; Viridiplantae; Streptophyta; Magnoliopsida; Myrtales; Myrtaceae. Gene Ontology annotation, molecular function: glycosyltransferase activity. The transcript is spliced from 5 exons. The record is from RefSeq and is a predicted model, not a curated record. The coding region runs from base 479 to 1930 and encodes 483 amino acids.